Messenger RNA from Mercenaria mercenaria, 5954 nucleotides. Its product is annotated as rotatin-like. The transcript has 26 exons. Gene Ontology annotation, cellular component: centriole; ciliary basal body; centrosome. The record is from RefSeq and is a predicted model, not a curated record. Lineage: Eukaryota; Metazoa; Mollusca; Bivalvia; Venerida; Veneridae. Gene Ontology annotation, biological process: centriole-centriole cohesion; centriole replication; ciliary basal body organization. The coding region runs from base 1 to 3891 and encodes 1296 amino acids.
AUGAUAGAACUUGUUACGAAGUAUCCCAUGUACUCACUCUGCUCCUCUAUUUCAGUUGCACUGUUACACAUUGCACUGUUACAUAGUAGAGAUGAUAGAACUUGUUACGAAGUAUCCCAUGUACUCACUCUACUCCUGUUUGAUGAACAAGCUAAAUUCUUUGUUGGAGGGAAUAAAACUACCACAUUUUCUGUGCCAAAUAUUGUCAAGUUAAGAUACAAAUUGCCAUUCCGAGCCAACACCCAUUAUGACAAGAGUCCAAACCGCUGUGCAUCACCACCAGAUCCUGAUCCCCUAAUGACGGGGCUGCCUCUAGAGAUGAUGAGGAUAACUUGGAAUGCAGCUUGGCAUUCUGGGAUGGAUACUCUUGUUAAAACACUUGCAGCAAACAAAUCUCUGGAUUCUGACCUAGAGUUUUCACCCAAGUUAAAGCUCACUGCCACAGAUAGAGUUGUGUCAGUGACAAGUCAUGUCAAACAGGGACUUCAGACAGGAAUCUAUGAUAUCUCCAACUCAACGUCCCACUAUGCGGUGUCAAGGUCGCUGACACGCCUUCUCAGUUACCUUGUAGUGAGAAAUGAUACAGCUGUAACCAACGUCUUCCAUACUUUGGACUGGUGUGGUGCGAUUUCUAGGUUUGUUAAAGUGACACCUUCAUCAUCAGCAGAUGAGUCUCUCCUGUUAGAUAUUUUGAGGUUCAUUAGCGUAGUUUUAAAAUUGACCAAUCGUGCACCAGAUAACAUCCUGCAAUGGGUUGGAGAGGUGCUGUAUCAUCCAAAGGGUCCUCUGAUUGGACUGUUACAUAGACAGUCUGCAAGAGAGGCUGCAGAGGAAGUGUCAGAGCCUGUAGUUAAUAUUAAAAGGUCUUUAGACAAAUCCCUGCUGGCAUUUAUAUCAGCUUACAACAGUUCCUUGCCAUAUCUCCUCACUGUUAGGUUGAAGUUCCACCAGUUACGGGGAGAUUUAGCAUACAAGUUGUUACAGAGGCUCAAUGUAACAGAUGCUCCACAUUUCUACAACCUCGCCUCGUUGGAAGGAACCUUACAGUGUUUGAUGCAUAUCACAGCAAGACCAGGCUGGAGUCAGGAGUGCACGGAACAGGAAAGAGGUCCACUUUGUUGUCAAGUUCUCAGCUGUCUCCUUGAGGUUGUCUCUGCAUUUCAUAUUGGUCGUGGUGGAACAUCUAUGUCAUUUAUGGGAAAAGGCGUUACCAAGGCAGCUACGCUAUGUCUGCGUCAUCUGGCAUAUGAAAUGGCUACCCUGUCAGAAGAUCAGAAAUGGCCCAAGAAUUGGCUGUAUUCACGUCACUCAGAUGAGGUUACUGGAGAUCCAGGAUUAGAUUGGAUGCUGACAUUGUGGGCGUACAGAGAUGCUGAGGUUAGAACCGCAGGUCUCGGUAUUGCUGUGACUUUGAGUGCUACUGAAGAAGGUCGUCUGCUGCUGACUGCAAAUUGUAAACAUAUCCCAGGAGGCAUCUGGGCUGCAGCCUUCAGUAUACUUCUUGACCAAUCAGAAUGCAGCAUGGUUAGGCAACAGGCUGCGUUACUCCUGGUGAACCUGACAUCACACAGUCUACCCAGUGGAAGCUCCGAGUCUGAUCACAAAACAUGGCAAGGACCUGUGGUUAUGGAUACGGAGUCCCAGGUUUCGCUGACGGGACUCACAGCUCUGCUGGCCCUGUUACAUCAUUGUCAGUUCUAUAGAGAGAUGACAGUGCUGUUGUCAAGCUAUUAUCCUCAGCCGACAAUCCAGCCGUCGGUGACCUCUGACCUUUACCAGUUAUCAGCGUCUGCUUCUGAUAAUACAUUGUCAGUUCUAGCUGAUGCAGGUUUGGUACCUAGAGCCGGAAGUUCGCACCACAAUACCAUGUCUAUGCUGCAGUCAUCUGGUGUGUCAUCAGUGCGAAUGUCAGAGCGACCUGGUGCUAUAGGGGCAAAUGGACAACCAGCGGCACAGCAGACACCAAACAGUAGCAGCAGAACAACUCCUCCCACAACCAGGGAUCAAGGUCAAGGUGAUGAUGAUUGUGGAAGGGAGGUAAAUGCAUAUGAGAAUGUUACAACACCAUGUUUAGUAUCAUCAAUAUCUCAGUUGGUGCGUAAUUUGAUGAUACAGGCACCACAGGAUACAGUGACCUCAUUGAAGAAUGAAUCUCUUAUACCAUUCUUUGUUAGUAUGAUAGAUGCAAGUUUCCUGGAAGGAAUUCAGGUCCUCACAUCAUCCCAGCAACUGGAACUCUUCUUCUCAGAACUUGUUGAAAUGCAUGUGAAUAUUUUACACUUAUUGCGGACAUGUCUCGUUCAUGACUCAUCAACAAGGAUGGAUAUCCUACAGGACAAGGUGGCACUUGGAGGAAUCAUGUCAUUGCUAAGGAUAUUUUCAGAUGUGACUGAAGACACUCAUUCUUGUUGCUUGGCAUUAUGGGAAGCUGUUCUAUCCUUCUUGACAACACUGAUACAGGUACAGUGUGCCCCGGCUGUCGAGGUGUUGGCACAGGUCUUACAGAAACAGUGGGUUCCCAUUGCAGACAAUCUGCAGAGGAUAUUGGAGGGAGAGUUUGGGAAGAGACCACUGUAUGUAUAUUGUUUGAACUUUCUGUCAGUCAUGUGUAGCGAGGAGGGGAAACUGCAGAGUAGGAAAAGUGAUGACGACAAUACUCCUACCAUAACAAAACUGUUCAACAUGUCUCUUCAACCAGAUGUAGAGGAUAAAGAUGCCACCCAGGUUACAGCAGGCUCGCGUUUUUGCAAGGCUCUAGUUACUUCCUUUGACCAAUUCAUCCUUCGCAAGUCUGAGAGUCCAAAUCCAGGGGAGAGAAUUCAUGUAAUCACAGCUUUAAAAUGUCUUCUGUCUGUGUCCCAGUCUGCCAAGAGAACUGCUUUGGAAUUGGGUCUGGUUGAAAACCUGUUGGAGCAUGUGAAACAGACAAACUCCAAGCUGAACAUGAACAUGUUGUUAGUUCAGAAAGAAUCCAACAAGGUGAAAGAUGAUCCUGGUAUACAUGAACUCACCCUGACCUUUGACCUCUUGCGCAACUUCAUGUAUAGGAAUGAGGAUGUUAAGAUGGCUUGUUACCACAGUGGUUUACAUGAUGUGGUACAUAAAUUGUGGUCAUGGAGUCAGUUACAUCAUACAUUGAUGGUGUGUGUAUUAUCCCUGCUAACCACCUACACUGCUGUUUGUCCUACAGCCACAAGCUCAUUAGCCCAUUCCAGUGGUACCGUGACGGGAUCUGCUGCUGGCAACAAGUCCUUGGUUCACUGUGUUAUCAAAUAUACAGAGAAAGGCAAACAUAAAGAUCCCAUGAUGAAAUGUCUGUAUGGUCUGCUGGCAAAUUUAGCUUUGUCCUCGGAAUGUAGAACUAUUAUUUGGAAGAGUAAUUUCUUACAAGAGUUUGGAAGCUUGAAUCCUAAAAGAUCAAAAACAGCAAAAGCUAAAGGGAAACAAAUCUUGCAUGAAGUGUUGUGGCUAGAGUUACUCCUGAAUUUAUCAUUCUCACUAGAAGGACAACAGAUGAUCUUAAAAAUUCAAGAUGCUGUUGAUAUACUGUUGGAGUUUCUUGAGUGUCCCAAUAGUCGACAACAAGAAUGUGCUGUAAUCAUCAUCAGAAACCUCUGCUGUCAUUCCAGUAAUAAACCAAAAGUGCUUGCAAAUGAUAAACUGUUGCCACGACUACUGCAGUGUGUUGAAUGUGAUGAUGAGAGAUUGAAGACUGUGGGAGCCUCAGCCCUAUGGGCACUUGUCUAUAAUAACCAGAAGGCAAAGGUAGUAAUGAAGAAUGCAAAUGUGGUACCAAAACUUCAGGAGGCGUUGAGUUGUGGACAGGAAGAUAAUAUAUCAGAGAAAUGUGCUACAGAUAUUCAAGCUAUCAUACAAACUGUCAGUGAAUAAAUAAAUACUGCCCGAGAUAUUCAGUGAAUAAAGUGAUAUUGCCUGGAACAUUCAUUGAAUACAGUAUACUGUCUAGGACAUUUAGUGAAUGAAGUGAUAUUGUUUGAGACAUUAAUUGAAUAAAGUUAUAUUGUCUGGAACAUUCAUUCAGUACAGAUGAAUUGUCUCGGACAUUCAUGGAAUAUAGAGAUGUAUAUAUUAAUUGUCUUGAAUAAAGUGAUAUUGUCUGUAAUAGUCGGCGAAUAGAGUGAUACUGUCUGUGACAUUCAGUGAAUAGACUCUUAAGUAAUAUCAUUACUAGGAUAUAAGUAUCCAAAGUAAUUGGCUGUAAUGUAGUACUUGGACAACCAGCAGACAGCAGGUUAAGAGAUGUUGUCAAACUGUAGAUAUUACAGAUUGUCAGCAGAUUGAGUUGACAUUAAUGAUGGAAUAAACCUUUAUGCAGGAUUUGAUUUGUUUUUAGUGUGCUGACAUCUGCACAAGCCAGAAGUCACAUAACAAUCCUUCUGCAGAUGUUAAUUCUUGAAAAAUAUGUGUGAUAUCACUAUGACAGUUCUUUGUAUUUUGAUGAAAAUGUUUUAAUUUUUGUGAAUUCAUUUGAGAGUUGUUUCUCAGAUCUCCUUGUAUGCAUCUAGAUAGACUGUGAUAAAAAAAGUAAAAUUUAGAUAGAUGUAUACAAAGUUAGUGAUUCUAAGUGAUCAGUUCUAAACUAGUUGUUUAUAUAUUAAAUUCUCACACUUUAUAUACAGCAAGUGUUAAUGAUACAAUAGCUAGGCUUAACUUUUUUUAUGGCCCCGAAGGGAGGCAUAUAGUUUUUGAACCGUCUGUCAGUCUGUCCGCAAUUUUCGUGUCCGGUCCAUAUCUUUGUCAUCGAUGGAUGGAUUUCAAAUAACUUGGCAUGAAUGUGUACCACAGUAAGACGACAUCUCGCGCGCAAGACCCAGGUCCGUAGCUCAAAGGUCAAGGUCACACUUAGAUGUUAAAGGAUAGUGCAUUGAUGGGCGUGUCCGGUCCAUAUCUUUGUCAUCGAUGGAUGGAUUUUCAAAUAACUUGGCAUGAAUGUGUACCACAGUAAGACGACGUGUCGCGCGCAAGACCCAGGUCCGUAGCUCAAAGGUCAAGGUCACACUUAGACGUUAAAGGAUAGUGCAUUGAUGGGCGUGUCCGGUCCAUAUCUUUGUCAUCCAUGGAUGGAUUUUCAAAUAACUUGGCAUGAAUGUAUACCACAGUAAAACGACGUGUCGCGCGCAAGACCCAGGUCUGUAGCUCAAAGGUCAAGGUCACACUUAGACGUUAAAGGAUAGUGCAUUGAUGGGCGUGUCCGGUCCAUAUCUUUGUCAUCCAUGGAUGGAUUUUCAAAUAACUUGGCAUGAAUGUGUACCACAGUAAGACGACAUGUCGCGCGCAAGACCCAGGUCCGUAGCUCAAAGGUCCUAAACUCUAACAUCUGCCAUAACUAUUCAUUCAAAGUGCCAUCGGGGGCAUGUGUCAUCCUAUGGAGACAGCUCUUGUUUUUCAUAUGUUAUAUUGAUCAUAAAUACUAUAUGUUUGUAUUUAUAUUACAUCUCUGAAACAACAAACUUGUAAACUAACGGCAGCUGUUUGAAUAAUGGUUGUUCUAACAAUGCUUUACAACCAGCUCCUUCACCUGGGCAAAGCAUAGUGAAAAGCAGAUUUAAUGAUUUGUGAAAUCAUUUAAAUUCGCUGACAUGAAAUUUCGCGCAAACGUGAAAAAGGACUAUUUCGUGCGGGCUUUAAUUCGCGCAGUUUCAAAUUUAGUAAUGAAAAAAUAUAAUUAAAAAAUAAUAUUAGCACGGUCUUAAAUUCGUGCAUCGGUCCUAGCGUGAAAUACGCAAAAAUUCGUCCUACGCGAAUAAAAAUGAUUUCACAGUAUAUGGUACUCUUAAUUGUCCUGCCUUUACGUUAUAUCAUAGCUAUGUGAAUUCAUUAGAAAUUGUAAAGGUUUAAUUUUUUUGUGAAUGUAGAAGUAAUGUUGAUAUUUAUAAAUGUGUAUAUUUGUAUUUUAUUUAUAUUUAAACAUCUUUGAGAGACAAAUAAGUGAA